UCCCCUCCAGAUCUGAUAAAUUGAGGAAAGGGAUAUAAAAGUCCAUCCUUUCUUCCCAUGCCAAAUGCAAAUUAGGGGCUUCAGCUCCUCCGCGGGCCCAUCAUCCCCAGCCACCAGCCCCGUGGCAAAGCCUUAUGGGGACUGGGAUCCCCAACACCAACCAACCAACCAGGAGGGGAGCUUGCUUUAACUUUUUGCUGAAGGCAGAGGGGAAAAAUCAGCAGCCUAUUUAAAAAAUAAAAAAAUCAGGAAAGGAGGAAGAUGCUUUUAAAAAAAGGAAAAAAGAUUGUUUUUCCCCCACCUGGAAAAUCUUACAAAUUCUAAGCAAGGCAAAGCUGAAUCCCAAAUCUUUAUUUUUCCCCGGAGCUUUUAGGAUGAUUAAUAUCUCCCUUAGAUUAGAUUAUUUUCCCCCCUCCAGUGGGUGUGUUUUCAAUCCUCCUGCCACCCUGGAAAAGACACGGAUUAAAUUAAGGUGUUACCUGUGUUCACUGCCUCUUAAACCGGUUGGAUGGACACAAGAGCCACACCUGGAUUAACACGGGCAUCGCCCCAAGGGUGGCAUGAUGGCAUGGCCUAUUUUGGGAGAAAUUCAGCGGCUCAUCUUCGGGACAGUUCGCUCCUUCCUCUGCCUUUUGCACACCUUGUCAGAAAGAAAGAGAAAACUCGAUUUUCCGGAUGACGGUGGUGACACAGGUUGGUGCGAUGGCCACCAUGCUGUACCCUCGGGAGGAGAAGCUGGGGAAGAUGAGCCAGGAUGAGAUCGUGCUGGGCACCAAAGCCGUGGUGCAAGGCCUGGAAACCCUGCGCAGCGAGCACCACUCCCUCCUGGCGGCCCUGCUGGACACCAUCGGCCGCCUGGAGCAGCCGCCACCACAGCAACAACAACCGCACGAGAAAGGCGCCGCCCAGGAGAAGGCCCUGCUCCUCCGGAAGUCCCUGGAGGCCAUCGAGCUGGGCCUCGGAGAAGCCCAGGUAGCCCAGCAGGGUGGCUACGAGAUCCCGGCCCGUCUACGGACCCUGCACAACCUGGUGAUCCAGUACGCUUCCCAGGGGCGCUACGAGGUGGCGGUCCCACUCUGCAAGCAGGCCCUGGAGGAUCUUGAGAAAACGUCGGGCCACGAUCACCCCGAUGUGGCAACGAUGCUGAAUAUUCUUGCCCUGGUGUACAG
Thamnophis sirtalis is the source of this 1169-nucleotide messenger RNA. The record is from RefSeq and is a predicted model, not a curated record. Lineage: Eukaryota; Metazoa; Chordata; Lepidosauria; Squamata; Natricidae.